AUGUCUCGCCAUCAUCCCGAUCUCGUCAUGUGCCGCAAAGCACCUGGCAUCUCACUCGGCCGUCUCUGCGACAAAUGCGACGGCAAAUGUCCCGUCUGCGACUCGUACGUCCGGCCGACGACCCUGGUCCGCAUCUGCGACGAGUGCUCCUUCGGCAACUACCAGAACAAGUGCGUCGUGUGCGGCGGCGAAGGAAUCAGCGACGCAUUCUACUGCUUCGAAUGUACCAGGCUGGAGAAAGAUCGAGACGGGUGUCCCAAGAUCAUCAAUCUGGGUUCAUCGAGGACGGAUCUGUUUUACCAAAAGAAAAAUUUCAGGAAUCAACAAUAUUGA
Messenger RNA from Exophiala spinifera, 333 nucleotides. RefSeq names its product PHD finger-like domain-containing protein 5B. The record is from RefSeq and is a predicted model, not a curated record. Bases 1 to 333 code for a protein of 110 amino acids. The transcript has a single exon. Gene Ontology annotation, biological process: mRNA splicing, via spliceosome. Gene Ontology annotation, cellular component: precatalytic spliceosome; catalytic step 2 spliceosome; U2 snRNP. NCBI's taxonomy places the organism in Eukaryota, Fungi, Ascomycota, Eurotiomycetes, Chaetothyriales, Herpotrichiellaceae.